Bubalus bubalis (water buffalo) is the source of this 2116-nucleotide messenger RNA. It is a transcript of the gene B3GALNT1, whose product is annotated as beta-1,3-N-acetylgalactosaminyltransferase 1 (globoside blood group). Gene Ontology annotation, molecular function: N-acetyl-beta-D-glucosaminide beta-(1,3)-galactosyltransferase activity. NCBI's taxonomy places the organism in Eukaryota, Metazoa, Chordata, Mammalia, Artiodactyla, Bovidae. The record is from RefSeq and is a predicted model, not a curated record. Bases 766 to 1761 code for a protein of 331 amino acids. The transcript is spliced from 7 exons. Gene Ontology annotation, cellular component: membrane.
UACGGAGGCGCGGAAGCCUUGGAGAGCACACCCUCCCGCCCCGACUCCCCGGGUUGGGUGGCGGGCGUGGCCCUAGGGCCCGCUCAUUCCGCGCCGCGCCCUCUUCAGGGACACCCGGGCCGGGGCGGCUCGGCUGAGAGGCGGGCAGGGCGGUGCUCCCUACUCCUCAGGCCCUCUCCCGGAGCGCGGCUGGGGUGGAACCGCGAUCAGCCGAGCCCUGGGGCUCUGGCCUCCUCGACGUUCAGCUGCCCCACAGGAGUUAAGGAAGAUUUGAGUUUGCAGUCCUCAGCUGGGAACGGCUUUGUGUUUGGCCCUUUUUUCCCCAGGCGGCUUAGACAGAGUAGUUCAUGGCAAACCUUGUAAUUAAAGCAUGGAAUAUGGAAAACAAAACACUUCAGCUGGUACUUUAGUCUCAUGUGAAAUUCUACAGUGACCCUGAGUUCUUUAUCAGGGCAAGUGGAACUGUGGUAGGAUGACAUGGGACACCAGCUGACGUGAGGACUUAGAGGGUUUGCGUCUUGAAUACCAAGUGCCCUUCAUGAUGAAUCCAUGAACUUUCUGAAUUCUGUGAACUGAAAUUGCAAGCGUUAUUUUGACUGCUACUUGCUAUCAAAUGCUCAGGUGGUGAAAUUGAAGGUCUUUCACUCAGAAGAGAAAAAUCAAGAAAGAAGGUUUCUCUGGGAACUGGCUGGGUGAUGGCAUACUAAGCAGGCCUUUGAUAAAUCUUCCAGAACCCAAGGCUUGCAUGCUUCUGAGCUGCUGUGAAUGGCCCCGGCACUCCUGACCACCCUUCCAGCUAGGAUGUCACUCAGAUCCCUGAAAUGGAGCCUUCUGCUGCUGUCGCUGCUGAGUUUCCUGGUGAUGUGGUACCUCAGUCUGCCGCACUACAACGUGGUAGAACGUGUGAACUGGAUGUACUUCUAUGAGUAUGAGCCCAUUUACAGACAAGACUUCCGCUUCACACUUCGAGAGCAUUCAAAUUGUUCUCAUCAAAACCCAUUUCUUGUCAUCCUGGUGACCUCACACCCCUCAGAUGUGAAAGCCAGGCAGGCCAUUAGAGUUACUUGGGGUGAAAAGAAGUCUUGGUGGGGAUAUGAAGUUCUUACAUUUUUCUUAUUAGGCCAACAGGCUGAAAAGGAAGACAAAAUGUUAGCAUUAUCCUUAGAGGAUGAACACCUCCUUUAUGGGGACAUAAUACGACAGGAUUUUUUAGAUACAUACAAUAAUCUGACCUUGAAAACCAUUAUGGCAUUUAGGUGGGUAACUGAGUUUUGCCCCAACGCCAGGUAUAUCAUGAAGACAGACACUGAUGUUUUCGUCAAUACUGGCAAUUUAGUGAAGUAUCUUUUAAAUUUAAACCACUCAGAGAAGUUUUACACAGGUUAUCCUCUAAUUGAUAAUUAUUCCUAUAGAGGAUUUUACCAAAAAACCCAUAUUUCAUACCAGGAAUAUCCCUUCAAGGUGUUCCCACCUUACUGCAGUGGGUUGGGUUAUAUAAUGUCCAGAGAUUUGGUGCCGAGAAUCUAUGAAAUGAUGAGUCACGUAAAACCCAUCAAGUUUGAAGAUGUUUAUGUUGGGAUCUGUUUGAAUUUAUUAAAAGUGGACAUUCAUAUUCCAGAAGACACCAACCUUUUCUUUUUAUAUAGGAUCCAUUUGGAUGUCUGUCAGCUCAGACGUGUGAUUGCAGCCCAUGGCUUUUCUUCCAAGGAAAUCAUCACAUUUUGGCAGGUUAUGCUAAGGAACACCACAUGUCAUUAUUAAUUUGACAUUCUACCCAAAGCCUAGAGAAGGGAGGGAUACUUUGUGGAAAGUGUUAUUGUUAGACUAUGAAAUUGCCAAUGAAAAACCCAUGAGAAGGUCACUGUGUGGCUUACGCAAAGCUGAAACUCAUGUAGAGCCUAUAGACUGGAGACUGGAGGGUUGCGCUUGGCCUGUGGUUUAUUAUGACAACAAUCAAGUCAAGCCUUUUAAAGGUGAUAUUCAGAGGAAUGAAAAUCUUAUAAAGGAAUGGGAGGGUUUUUUUUAAUAAAACUAAUAGGACCAAACAGUUUGAACGUGUCAUUCUAUAGUCUAGAGCUUCUUAAAUGGGUUUCAUUGAGUUAUAAGCUAAAGGAAU